Coregonus clupeaformis (lake whitefish) is the source of this 1744-nucleotide messenger RNA. RefSeq names its product ATP synthase F1 subunit beta (gene atp5f1b). Bases 34 to 1587 code for a protein of 517 amino acids. The transcript is spliced from 9 exons. Gene Ontology annotation, biological process: proton motive force-driven mitochondrial ATP synthesis; proton transmembrane transport. Gene Ontology annotation, molecular function: ATP binding; ATP hydrolysis activity; proton-transporting ATP synthase activity, rotational mechanism. The record is from RefSeq and is a predicted model, not a curated record. Lineage: Eukaryota; Metazoa; Chordata; Actinopteri; Salmoniformes; Salmonidae.
UUUCGUCUCUUUCCACCUUCAGCCAUUUUGACAAUGUUAGGAGCUGUGGGACGCUGCUGCACCGGGGCUCUCCAGGCACUUAAGCCUGGGGUCCAGCCCCUGAAGGCCCUCGUUGGAUCUCCAUCUGUCCUUGGACGCAGAGACUACUCUGCACCUGCUGCUGCUGCCGCCUUCGCCCAUGGCAGGAUCGUAGCGGUCAUCGGUGCCGUCGUCGACGUCCAGUUCGAUGAGGGCCUCCCACCCAUCCUCAAUGCCCUGGAAGUAGCUGGGCGCGAGUCCAGGCUAGUCCUGGAGGUGGCACAGCAUCUUGGUGAGAACACUGUGCGUACCAUUGCCAUGGAUGGUACAGAAGGUCUUGUCCGUGGACAGAAGGUUGUGGACACUGGCGAUCCCAUCAGAAUCCCAGUGGGUCCAGAGACCCUGGGCAGAAUCAUGAACGUCAUUGGAGAGCCCAUUGACGAGAGGGGACCAAUCUCCACCAAGCAUACCGCAGCCAUCCACGCUGAGGCCCCAGAGUUCACUGACAUGAGUGUGGAGCAAGAGAUCCUGGUAACUGGCAUCAAGGUGGUAGAUUUGCUGGCUCCCUACGCCAAGGGAGGAAAAAUCGGUCUGUUCGGUGGUGCUGGUGUGGGCAAGACUGUGCUGAUCAUGGAGCUGAUUAACAACGUGGCCAAGGCCCAUGGUGGUUACUCUGUGUUCGCCGGAGUGGGAGAGCGUACCCGCGAGGGAAACGACUUGUACCACGAGAUGAUUGAGUCGGGUGUCAUCAACCUGAAGGAUGACACCUCCAAGGUGGCGCUUGUUUACGGACAAAUGAACGAGCCCCCAGGCGCCCGUGCCCGUGUGGCUCUGACUGGUCUGACCGUGGCGGAGUACUUCCGUGACCAGGAGGGUCAGGAUGUGCUGCUCUUCAUCGACAACAUCUUCCGCUUCACCCAGGCUGGCUCCGAGGUAUCUGCCCUGCUGGGUCGUAUCCCCUCCGCUGUGGGUUACCAGCCCACCCUGGCCACUGACAUGGGUACCAUGCAGGAGAGAAUUACCACCACCAAGAAGGGUUCCAUCACCUCUGUGCAGGCCAUCUAUGUGCCCGCUGACGAUUUGACUGAUCCUGCCCCUGCCACCACCUUCGCUCACUUGGACGCCACCACUGUGCUGUCCCGCGCCAUCGCUGAGCUGGGUAUCUACCCCGCUGUGGAUCCCCUGGAUUCCACCUCCCGUAUCAUGGACCCCAACAUUGUUGGCGCUGAGCACUAUGACGUUGCUCGUGGCGUGCAGAAGAUCCUCCAGGACUACAAGUCCCUGCAGGAUAUCAUUGCCAUCCUGGGUAUGGAUGAGUUGUCUGAGGAGGACAAGCUGAUUGUCUCUCGUGCUCGCAAGAUCCAGCGUUUCUUGUCCCAACCCUUCCAGGUGGCUGAGGUCUUCACCGGUCAUGCUGGCAAGCUUGUGCCCCUCAAGGAGACUAUCAAUGGCUUCCAGAGCAUUCUUAAUGGUGAGUACGAUGCCCUGCCCGAACAGGCUUUCUACAUGGUCGGACCCAUUGAGGAGGUGGUUGCGAAGGCUGCACAGAUGGCUAAGGAUCUGGCAUAAGUUAACUGAGGGGAGGGAGAGAAGCAAAGGAUUGGAGAGUCCUGUAGUAGGAGCACUUGGUUUGUAAGAAUGUCACAUGCAACAAUUAUCUGUAUUGUUAUCCUGAAAAGUUAUAUUUAAUGUUUCCAAUGGAAUAAAGAUCUGUCUUGACAAUUUG